Molecule: messenger RNA, 1925 nt
Organism: Bacillus rossius redtenbacheri
Lineage: Eukaryota; Metazoa; Arthropoda; Insecta; Phasmatodea; Bacillidae
Product: activating signal cointegrator 1
Exons: 12
Coding region: 263-1852 (529 amino acids)
Biological process (GO): positive regulation of DNA-templated transcription
Cellular component (GO): nucleus
Molecular function (GO): zinc ion binding; transcription coactivator activity
Source: RefSeq, a predicted model, not a curated record
AAAUGUUAAAAAAAAAAUUAAAAAAACCUGCCUCAGAUAGGUUACCUUGGAGAGGGCUCGGUAUUUAAAGCCAGUUGCUUUUUUUCCGCUACAUUCUUGUUAAAUUACGACGUUGAUUUGGCAACCCUUAUUGAAAGAAUUUUAUUGCGUGAGGUUUUACGCUGAUUGGUAUUUUAUUUACCAAUUAAAGUGAUCGCAUUCUAACCUUACUUUGUUGUUCUAGGUUUUGAUAGUUUCUGAAUUUUGUCAGGAAAUUAGUGAAAUGUCGCGUGUCGAUCUGCAUGGUUGGGUGGAUGAGCAGUUAUCAUCUGUAUUAAAUUUUCCUGUUCCUGAAGAUUUGAUAAGGUACAUUUUAGCCAUUGAAAAUGUUAGAGAUCUAGAGGAUUAUCUGAAGACACUUUUGGAUUUCAACAACUCUCAACACCGCAGAUUUUUUUCUGAAUUGCUGGAACAGAGACAGCUAGCGAUGAAUGCCAAUGUAUUGGAUGCCCAUGGUUACAAGAAGCCACCCAAAGAACAGGAUUUUGUCAUGCCCAAACAUGAGAAGAAGAAAAAAUCAAAAAUUUUGACGGAAGAAAAUGUGGUAUUCCAAAAUCCUGCUGAGGAGACCAUCCAAACCAAGAGGAAACAAAAGUAUGUUAAUUUGUAUUCUCAAGAAGGUCAAGAAAAAGAUGUAAUACUGUUAAAAGGUCGCCAUGCGUGCGAGUGUCAAGCUAGCAAGCACCGCCUGAUCAACAAUUGCUUGAAGUGCGGCCGCAUUGUGUGCGAGCAGGAAGGAUCUGGUCCAUGCCUCUUUUGCAAUGCUUUGGUUUGUUCUCCUGAAGAGCAAGAAGUGUUAAAUUCCAAAACGAAGAAGGCGGAGAAGCUCUACCAAAAAUUGGUGGAUGUCAAAGACCCGCAGAACAGGGAAAAAGCUUUACAGCAACGAGAUCGCCUGCUGGAAUACGACCGCACGAGUGAACGACGGACAAGGGUGAUUGACGAUGAGAGCGACUACUUUGCGGCGAAUUCAGUGUGGCUGACCAAGGCGGAACGGGAAAAACUUCAAGAAAAAGAAGCAGAAUCAAGGGCAAAGAGACAUGCAUCCCAAAGGAACAAAAAGAUAACCUUGGAUUUUGCAGGUCGCCAAGUAAUUGAAGAAAGAGGGGAUUCUGAUGUGUAUGAAAAUAUUGAUGAGUAUUUGCAAAACUCUAGUGUCAACACCAGUGCCAACAUGGAUGAUAGGUCGGAAUUCCCAGACAUAUUAUCCUCAUUGUCUUUGUUUCAGGAGUCGUCGUUUUCCCUUGAUGAAGAUACUUUGAAAAACCACAUGUCUGGCUUGACACCAGACAGGAACUGUUACAGAAUCCAGGACCGAGAGUUCCUAGAGAUGUCCGACGAAGGAUUCUGCCUCAGUAUGCACCAGCCGUGGGCUUCGCUCCUCGUGCACGGCAUCAAAGUUCAUGAGGGCCGCACAUGGUACACACCACAUCGUGGGCGGUUGUGGAUUGCUGCAGGAUCAAAAGUACCUAACCCUCAGGAUAUCACUGAAUUUGAAAAUGUCUACCGUAUACUAUUAGCAGAUGAGAACAUCAAGUUCCCCACCAGCUACCCUGUUGGCUGCCUUCUGGGAUGUGUGAACGUGGUGGACUGCCUGCCCCAGGAGGAAUACCGAGAAAAGUUUCCAGAUGGAGAGAGCGACAGCCCAUUCGUGUUCAUUUGUAGAGAGCCAAAAGAGCUGCCCAUCAAGUUCCCCAUCCAGGGUAAACACAAAAUAUAUAAACUGGAUCCUAAAAUUCACGAAGCAGCCAAGAAUUUACUUAUGCGAUCUGCACGGCAAAAGGCUCAAGAAAAGUUUUCGCAUGAAUUGUAAAUUUAUUUUUAUUUUUAAGUGUGUGUAUGAUAUGUAUUUUGUUACUGUUAAAAUUAAAAAGAAGUGAUUUUAA